CUCUCUCUCUACUCUCUCUCUCUCUCUAUACUCUCUGGCUGCUGUGUAUUCACUUCUCAGUUGUCACGUUUCGUUUCGAUUCCACUGAGUCGAAAUCAGCCACAGAGCUCAUAUGGAUAUUAUUGAGGCUAAAAAUGACUUCCAGGAUUGGGAACUCCUCCUAUCCAACUCCGAUUCUGAAUCGGUCCCCGCUCCAGUUAGCUUCACCGAGUCCGCUAACUCGUUCGACGAAAUUGAUUCUGGUGGAGGCUUAAUUCAGGUUAAUUAUUUCUCUUUAGAAUCUCACAAUCGUUACCUGGAGGACCCGGAGGAUGAUAAAUCGGCUCUGUCCGAUAAUCCCAGUUGGAUUGAUCCCGGGUUGGAGGAGGAUCCGACCCGGUACCUUCAUAAGGAGUCCGGUGAAUUUUGGUCUGAUUCCGGCAGCGAGCGCUCCGAAGAUCGCAAAUUUAGUGACAUGGGGUUUUCUCAAAACGAGAAAAAUGAACAAACAUUUGAAGGAGUUGCUGCUGAAAUAAUCGAGGACAAGGAGGGAAAGGCGGAGGAGGAUUUGGGGAAGUUUAAUCCGGGUUCAAGUGGAAUUGAAGUGGAUCCUGCUGAACUUAGUGACGGUGCGGAGAAUUAUCAAGCAGAUGUGGAUGGUAACGCGAAUUUGCACGAUGAGUCAGUGGUUUUAGGUGAAGAGAAAAAUGGAGCUGAGAUAAUUGGAAGUGGAGACAAAGUUGUAAGCAAGAAAAGUGGUGAGAUUGAAAAGAGGAGCUUAGUGUGGUGGAAGAUGCCGAUUGAUUUUCUCAAGUAUUGUGUGUUUAGAAUGAGUCCUGUGUGGACAGUCUCUGUUGCAGCUGCUGUUAUGGGGUUUCUGAUUUUGGGCCGCAGGUUGUACAAGAUGAAGAAGAAAACUAGGGGAUUGGAGAUUAAGGUUACUGUUGAUGAUAAGAAGGUAUCUCAGGUAAUGAGCAGGGCUGCUCGUCUGAAUGAAGCUUUCUCAGUUGUGAAAAGGGUGCCCAUGAUUCGGCCUUCAUAUCCUGCUCUUGGUUCGUCCAACAACUGGCCUGUAAUGAGUCUUAGAUGAGACCAUCAAUUGUUGUACACGAAGACAGGGGAGACUGUGCUUGUCAAGUUUAAGACUAUAUUAUAUGUGUAAAUUUUGGUAUUUUACUGUAUAAUCUAUGUGUGUGUUUACUAGUUUCUUUGUGCCUUGUAACAUUUGAAAGCUUCUGCUUCAUUGGCUCUGUAUCGAAAAGUCAAAUAUAUUUAUUUCAAUUCUGCUGUUUGUCAU
This is a messenger RNA of Erythranthe guttata (spotted monkey flower), 1276 nucleotides long. RefSeq lists its product as uncharacterized. Lineage: Eukaryota; Viridiplantae; Streptophyta; Magnoliopsida; Lamiales; Phrymaceae. The record is from RefSeq and is a predicted model, not a curated record.